Vespula vulgaris is the source of this 6131-nucleotide messenger RNA. RefSeq names its product multiple C2 and transmembrane domain-containing protein (gene Mctp). Gene Ontology annotation, biological process: regulation of neurotransmitter secretion. Gene Ontology annotation, cellular component: synaptic vesicle membrane. Gene Ontology annotation, molecular function: calcium ion binding. The transcript has 9 exons. The record is from RefSeq and is a predicted model, not a curated record. Bases 1499 to 4165 code for a protein of 888 amino acids. Lineage: Eukaryota; Metazoa; Arthropoda; Insecta; Hymenoptera; Vespidae.
GAGUAACAAGGAUCAAGUAUAAAUAUAUAUUUAUUUGGUCAGUAUUUUUAUUAACUAAUGAUAAGUAUUUUAUAAAACAAAUGGUCGGUAUAUAUGAUUAUUUUGAUCAGUAUAAAUAAUCAAGUGUCACGUUUGUGUCAAAGUUGCGUCACUGAUAUUACGUACUGAUUCUUUAUUAUAAAUAUUGAUUAUUUAUUUAAAAUAUUAAUCAAAUGUUGAAAAAUACCGAUUCAAUAGAUAGUAGCCAUUUAAAUUGAGCGCUAUUUCACGAGCAGUCAAGGAGGUUACUCAACACGGACGAUGGCAGGCUCAGUUAUCAAACUUGUUUACCAUCCUACGUAAGUUUCCUGGUGCGUCGUGUGGAGAGGGAAAAGAGGAAAAAGAGGCAGUCGGCUCGUGGCUGUGCCUGGGACGAUUAAGUUAAACGCGUUGAACGUGUCAGUAGAAACGCAAACGUUACGCGAUAAAGUUUUCUCGCUCGUGUUACUUAUUUUUUCAAAGAGUAGUUGCUGAUGCGGGUGUUGUGUCGGAAAUGUCGAUCUUUCGCAACGAAGUGACUACGUUAGGACAUGUUUUAUCAACAUGUGUUCAUAUUUUCACGAUGACAGAUAAUAAAACGUGCUGUAACAAGUGUGAUAUAACAAUUUCGAAAGGAUUCUAAAUUUACGAGCUUACUUUUGUUUUCAACCAGAAAAAAAAAACGGAUGAUACGAGUUUAUUAAGUGAUCUUGAACGACUCAGUUACGUCUUUAUCUUUUGACCUUCUUCGCGAGUCACAUAUUUUAAUAACAGUGUGUUUUUUUGCGAAUAUAAUCCUGGUUGCCCUUAUGUUGCUGUGUUAUUGUCGACUCAAGGAUAUUUUUCUUACAAGUAUUGUAUACGAGUUACGAAAAAGUUCGAAAGACAUAGGUGAAUUGACAUACGUGUAUGAAUCAUCGGUUUAACGUUCUGUUGUAUCUAUCGUUUGAAAUGAAAAAUUUCCAUUCAUAUAUAUGUGUAUAUAUAUGUAUAUGUAUGUAUGUAUAUAUUCAUUUGAAUCUUUAAUUAAAACCGAGUAGAAUUGUUUCUUCCAAGGAAAGAAAAUAUUUGAAUUUCAAGAACGUAGAAAAUUUGUGAUUUCUGGUUUUAUUUCGGGCUAGUUAUUAUUUUCUCGUGAAAUACGAUGGAAAUUGUGUUCUAGGAAAUAGUAACUUUACGUUGAUCACGAAGAUAAUAAAUUAAAGAGUGAAAACGUGUUUAACACGAUAGAAAUGUGAGUUGGAUCGAUUGGCAAAGUAAAUAAGUUGAGGAAUCAGAUAGAGAUAUACGUAACUAAGGAUUAUUUUGAUAUCUCUUCUAAACAGAUAACUUCUUUUUUCCGAUCAAAUUGGAUAGAAACAAAAAAGGCAGAGUCAACAAUUUCUCUACAUUUUCGAAAAGAUCUAUUUCUAUUCGAUCGAAAGAUUAUUUUCGUUUGUUAAAAAAAAAAAAAAAGAAAAAAAAAGAAAGAUAAUAAAACAUGGAUGACCCGAAGAAAAAGGACACCGAUACAUAUUCAUCGAAGGAAGUGUCGAACGAAAAAGAGUAUGUUAAAAACUCGAGGAAUAUCGAUUCGGAAACGAAGGUGAAUCGUCUGCUUUUGGACAAUGAUUCUGAAAGUAAUUUUUAUAUUGAUCUGAAAAAAGAUUCUGAAGAGAAAAUUCCUUCGAUGGGAACCUCGAAGGAUGAUUCUAAGGUUAAGCACGAGGAAACUUCGAUAGUAGUAGAUCCAUUGGUGAUAGCAUCGUCCUCGAUUAGGAAAGUGAGUAUGGAAAAGGAAAAAAAAAUCGAGAGACAAAAAGAAAAGAGAACAAUAGGCGCAUUGAAAAGUUCGAUAGAUAAGAAAUUAGUUUCCGUUGAAAAAAAGCUCGAGGAUCGAGUCGAAAAAAUAUGGGAGGAUAACAUCGAAAAGCAUCCGUGGUUGAUACCUAUCGAGAAUUGGAUCAUCGAUCGAUGCAAAUCCGACACGAACGAUAAAUCUCAUUUUAAAAAGACUCAAGAGACCAGUCUCAAGGACACGGCUUACGAAUUUAAAUUUACUGUGGCCGAGGGAGACAACGAGGAGCCAAAAAUCGAAAGCGUAUUGAAGGAAAGACCAAAAAGGAAAAUACGAAUGGCUUCGCCGAAAUUACAACGAUCUUCUGUCGAUGAACAAACCGUAAUUUCACAUUUGCAAAAUCUGGAAAAACCUUUUCGAUCGCACAGUGCCGAGGAUGUAUCCGCUAUUGGGAAUAGGCUUACAGAUUCGGAAGGGAUUUUAAGGUUGAAAGAAAUCAAGCCGAAUAAUCCUUUGUUUGAUAGAUUGGUGGAUAAUUUUAAAGAAAAAAUGGAAGACAUACACAGGUACUUUCAGAAAACCAAUCGAUUGGCGGACGUGAAUAGAAAACUAAAGUCGCAAAUAUGGAGUUCGGUGGUAACAAUCGUUCUGGUCGAAGCUAAAAGCUUGUUGCCGAUGGAUAUAGAGGGUUUGUCCGAUCCCUACGUUAAAUUUCGCCUCGGUACGGAGAAAUACAAAUCAAAAGUGGUGAACAAGACAUUAAAUCCUGUGUGGCUCGAACAAUUCGAUCUUCAUCUUUAUGAGGACCCUUAUCUAGGACAGGAAUUGGAAGUGACAGUUUGGGAUCGUGAUAGAAGUCAUCAGGACGAUCUCAUGGGUAAAACCGUAAUAGAUUUAGCAACGUUGGAACGAGAAACUACUCAUCGAUUAUGGCGAGAUCUCGAGGAUGGUUCCGGAAGUAUUUUUCUUCUGUUAACAAUUAGUGGAACUACAGCGAGCGAAACCAUAAGCGAUUUAGCUGCACACGAAGAAACGCCUAGGGAGAGAACUAAUUUGAUACAAAGAUAUUCCUUAUUAAACACGUUGCAAAGACCCCGCGACGUUGGUCAUCUGACAGUGAAGAUAUAUCGAGCUCAAGGUCUCGCAGCAGCUGAUCUCGGUGGAAAGAGUGACCCUUUUUGCGUCCUGGAAUUGGUGAAUGCUAGAUUACAAACACAAACUGAAUAUAAAACAUUGGCUCCUAACUGGCAAAAGAUUUUCACUUUCAACGUAAAGGACAUAAAUUCGGUGCUAGAAGUAACCGUUUACGACGAAGACAGGGAUCACAAAGUUGAGUUUCUCGGUAAGGUCGCUAUUCCUUUGUUAAGGAUUCGUAAUGGAGAGAAAAGGUGGUACGCUCUGAAGGAUAAGAAGCUGAGAGGUCGUGCCAAGGGCAAUUCGCCACAGAUUCUUCUGGAAAUGACUGUAAUUUGGAACGUAUUCAGAGCUUGCAUCAGAACUUUAAAUCCUAAGGAAAAGAAGUAUAUGGAACCUGAGAUCAAGUUUAAGAGACAGGUUUUUUUGAGAAACGUACUUAGGCUCAAAGCUAUCAUUCUCUUCUUCAUCGAAAUGGGAAAGUAUAUACAGAGUUGCUGGGAGUGGGAAAGUAAACCAAGAAGUAUCAUUGCGCUGACCCUCUUCGUUCUUGGAUGUUACUAUUUCGAACCUUACAUGAUACCAGCAUUGGCGUUACUGAUUCUUCUGAAAUAUUACCUGCUUAACAAGGAGGAUGGGAGUGGAUUCAAUCAAUGGAUUUGCGGACAGGUCGCCGCAGUUACUGGUGCGUCUUUGACACAUCAAACGAGCCCGCACUUUCAAGAUACAUCGGACAUGAUGUCCGAUGAUGGACCGGUAACACCAGGUGACGAUGACGAUGACGAGGAUGAUAAAGACAAAGAAGAGAAAAAAAGUCUGAAGGAGCGGUUACAGGCGAUUCAGGAGGUUACCCAAACCGUACAGAAUUCAAUCGGUUACAUCGCCAGUCUUUGCGAGAGAAUAAAGAAUCUUUUUAAUUUUACAAUUCCUUACCUCAGUUAUUUGGCUAUGACCUUGACGAUAAUCGGUGCAGCUGUACUCUAUUACAUACCAGUAAGAUACCUUAUACUUGCCUGGGGCGUGAACAAAUUCUCGAGGAAAAUCUUCAGGCCACAUUCGGUGCCUAACAAUGAGGUACUAGAUUUGAUAUCUCGAGUACCUGACGACGAGGAGAUACUUAACUAUAGGGAACUGAAGCCAUUACCUACGGCUGAUUGCGAAAGAGGAGGAGGCUCGGGUGUUAGCGGUGGUAACACCGCGAAAAGGGAGCAACGGAAAAGACACAAAGCGGCGUAACAGAAUGGCCCGCGGCCGGAAGUCGCGGGUCCAAGGUCAUCCAGUAUAUUAAAGUCGGUACUCUUACGUAAAAGAUUGAAACAUCGAAAAGAAUCUACCGAUAAUCCGGAUCAAGUCGUCGACGUCGACUGAUCAACGACUGAUGAUCAACUGGAUGAAGAUUGAAAAGGAAGAAGCAUCGUCGUUUUUCCGUCGCGGAGACCGACCAAAGUACGUCUCUCUCUUUUUGAAGGUCGUUCCAGUGAACUUACUCGAUCGAUAACUGGGGCAAAAAUGGGGGUGGCAGGGGGAGGGAAUGAGAAAAAGAGAGAGAUAGAUAGAUAGAUAGGUAGAUAGGUAGAUAGAUGGAUAUAUAUAUGUGUAUGUAUAUAUAUAUAUAUAUAUAUAUAUAUAUAUAUAUACACUAUCUUCGUGAGAUAUAGCUGACGUGUUAAACGAUCUUGCUCGCAAAAAAAAAGAAAUAUCUAUCCUUUAGUAUUACGAAUAGAAUACGUUCUUUCAUUGGUCGGAAAUGUAAGAGAUGAGUCCAAAGAUAAGCUCCUUGCUUGAUAUCUCGCUAUUAUCGACUACAAUGCUUGCUGGUGUGUUAAUGAUUUAUACCCGACAAACCCAAGAUCCUCGUGAUGAUGUUAAAUCAUUCUCGUUGGUCAAUUUUUGUAUGACUAUUAUCUCUUUUCUUCAUUCACGAAGCAGAUCGUCGAUGAAAGUAAUUCCUGUUUCGUUUUAUUCGCAAAAUAAAUCGUUAUAGCGGUAAAAGAGAUUCCAAAUGUCAGCACAAACGGAAUACAUUAAUCGACGCGAUGAUAUCUAAACGAGUACAAAACUUUUUCCAAGAAAUAAUUAGCAUUUACAGAUGUGAUUUCUUAACAGAGAUCUCCUAUAUAAUUUCUCAACAUUUUAUUGAUACAUAUGAGAGUUAUGAAUGAUUUUUUACGAGUUGAGUGUUUCUGAUGCACACAGAUCCAUCACGUUUCAUAGAAAUUCUACGGUUUCUUUUUCACUUUCCAAAGUUAUCGGGAUUCGAUCGAUAUUAUAGAAAAAAGAAGAAAAGAAGAAAGAAAACGAAUAAAAAAAGAAUUUGGACGAACGACCAACAAUACGUAUUAUAUAACAUAUUUCAUAUUGAGAAAAAACAUCUCGUUGGGAUUAUUCUGUUAAAAAGUAAACAUGAUCUAUAAAAGAAGGAAAAGAAAAUUACAAGAAAGAAAAAUAUUAAAAAAAAAAAAAAAAAAAAGAAAAAAAGAAGAAAAAAGAAACAAAAAACAUUUAGAGAAAUAAUGAAUCGCCAAUACAUUUUGAUAUUAUCUCUCUGUAUUUUUGUGAUAGGAUUAUUCGUAAUAAGAAGAUUUACAAAUUCACGACUUUCUUCUCUUAAACUUUAAAUAUUAGAUCAACGGGUAAAGAAAAUUACACAAAUGUGUAAAUCGUCUAUUCUUAUCGACGAAGAUCCUUCUGCGAAUCAAAUUGUCUCGAGAACUAUUUGAGGAACUUUUUCGACGGGAUCUCUUUGAAAGUAUCUCCUAUGGAAAAUAGAUCGCAUUUCGUGAGAAUAUCGAUAAAAAUAAAAAAAUAUAAAUAUAUAUAUAUAUAUAGGAAAUUUAAUAAAAUUUCGACUAAAACCAAAUAUUAGUUAUAAAUAACAAAUGAUAUAAACGAAUGCGAAGGUUCACUUUCUUAGAUGAACAAACGUCGAUCGUUUCGUCCAUUGGUGUUGUUAUAGCUUAGCCAUUGAAAUUGUUAACGUGUAAUGAAAACGAUUAGAAUGCGUGAGAGUGAGAGAGAAAGCGAGAGAAAAAGUUACAUAGCUAAAUAAUAAAAAAAAAAAAGAAAAAAAAGGAGAGAAAGAAAGAAGAGAAUAAAUUAAAUUAUAAAAAGAUAUAUAGAAAUAUGUUAAACAGAAUGGGCAGGAGAAAAGAUGCGAAAGAGUAAAGCUACGACAAAGAAAAAAAAAAAAAGAAGAAGAAAA